This is a messenger RNA of Xyrauchen texanus (razorback sucker), 3951 nucleotides long. RefSeq names its product CLN5 intracellular trafficking protein (gene cln5). The transcript is spliced from 4 exons. Gene Ontology annotation, molecular function: hydrolase activity, acting on glycosyl bonds. Bases 158 to 1141 code for a protein of 327 amino acids. Gene Ontology annotation, biological process: lysosome organization. Gene Ontology annotation, cellular component: lysosomal membrane; lysosome. The record is from RefSeq and is a predicted model, not a curated record. NCBI's taxonomy places the organism in Eukaryota, Metazoa, Chordata, Actinopteri, Cypriniformes, Catostomidae.
GGAGCGUGAAAAGGGGCCUAUAACCCCUCGUGACUGACCAUUUCACACAAUUUAGAAAGUCACGUGAUUAUCCUCACUAAAACAAGGAUGUGAGUUAAAAAAGCAGCACAGCUGCAAGCGAAACAGCAAACUAAUAUUUCUGCGACCUUAUACUGAGAUGAAUUAUUCUAUGCAGAUAAUCUUUCAUGUUUGGAUUCUGGGGUUGUUUGUUCCUGAGAGCGCUCAUGGAAAGCAAGUGUGGCCAGUGCCUUACAAGAGACUUAACAGACGUCCAAGUGUGGAUCCCUACUGCCAGCCUUUAUACCCAUUCUGCCCCACUGGAGAUCCAGAUGGUCGGAUACCCUACAUGAGAGACAAUGACAUCAUCUCCGUGUUCAGACUGCAGACUCCUGUGUGGGAAUUCAAAUAUGGUGACAUCAUGGGAAAGUUUCAUAUCAUGCACGAUGCCAUUGGCUUUGGAAGUGCAGACACUGGAAGAAACUUCACUGUGGAGUGGUAUGAGCUGUUUCAACUGGGGAAUUGCACUUUUCCACACGAAAGAGAGGAGAUGAGCGCUCCAUUCUGGUGUAACCAGGGAGCCGCAUGCUUCUUUGAGGGCGUAGAUGACAUGCACUGGAAACAGAAUGGUACUCUGGAGAAAAUAGGAGAGAUUUCAGGUGAGAUGUUUAAUGAGAUGGCUCAUUGGAUCCAGGAGGACAACGAAACUGGUGUUUAUUACGAGACUUGGACCGUGAAGUCAGACCCUGGAGCCAACGCCACAACAUGGUUUGAAUCCUACGAUUGUUCUCAGUUUGUGCACCGGACAUAUAAGAAAUUAAUAGAGCUAGGUGCUCGGCUGUUCAGCAAAUCUCAAACGAAUUACACAAAGAUCUAUUUGUUCAGCGGAGAGCCUAUCUAUUUGGGAGAUGAAGUCAUUUUUACAGAUUCUUCUACGAAAGACCUCGCCGCAGAUAUCAAGAAGUUCUAUCACUCGUUUCGCCCUCACCAAUCAGUAUUGAAAGUCAUAUUGAGUCUGUUUGAAGCUUAUGAAAAGAUGGUCCUGGAGAAGACCUUCUAUUUGUACUACAACUUUGAAUAUUGGAAACUACCAAUGAAAUAUCCCUACUUCAGAAUAACCUAUGAGGAGAUUCCUUUGCCCUAAUGACCACAGUCUUUGCUGCUAAACUAAUGGCAGUUUUACAUUUUUCUAUUUCCAUUUUUGCAUGUUGGCAAUUGUCACUACCUAUUUGGUAAUUAACAAUGUUUACUAAAAAUAUUGCAAAACAACUUUGGAAUAUUUCACUAAAUAUAAUCCUUUAAUGUUCUAAUGCUAUACAAUGUUUUUUUCAUUGUUGAAUUUUGAUGUAAGUAUGCAAAACAUUCACAAGAGAUCUGCACCGACGUUUAGAUUGCUCUUUAUUUAAACAACAGAUAAUGUUAUAAUCACAUUUUUAUGACAAAUAAAUAUGGUACUUCCAAAUUUGCAACACAAGCAAUUUGCUCAAUUGCUUAGGAAAACAUCAGCACUUGCUUUACUGCUUCUGUAUUUGUACAGACUGCAGUUUUCUGAUCUUAAUUUGAAGUUAAAAAUGUUCUCCAGCACUCACUCAAAGUCAGAUUAUGUUAUUUUAAUGCUGAAAUCUCUAAUGAUAGCCCAGAAGUCGAACAUAUUCUAUCACAUCCUUUUUUGUAAUAAUGUACCAUAAUGAAUGCUGCUUUAUUUAGGUGCUUUUACAAUUUCCAAAAGUUAAUACAUGUCAACUUUAAUUCUGGAUGAGUUAAAAAUUCAAGUUAAAUGCCACUCUAUUACAUGCCAUUAACUUUUAGUACAAUUUUUAUAGGCAUAUCAAUCAACAAGAAGCAUGACCCAAAUUUAAACCAUCAAUAUAAACUGAUUAAUAAAAAAUAUAUCAAUAAAUUACACUGAUCAAAUAUAAUUACAAGAGUACAAAAAGCCAUUUAGUAACUAAUCCCACUCAUAUAUGAAAGAGAUCAACACAGAAACACUUCAAACCUCGACAGAGGGUGCAAGAGACAUAAGCAUUUCUAUUUAUAACACACAGCAUUUUAUAUACAGAUACAUGUGACUUCCUUCUUAAAGGAACUGCUUCCUUUAAGCUUUCCUUUUAACACUCACAUGCAUGAUCAGAAAUAAAGGGGUGUGUUUGAAUGCAGGCAGUUUAACAUACAUAUAUUGUACGUUAGCUUGCAACUACGCAAGCAUUGGAUGCAUAUCAACAAAUUCAUUAUAUAGUUGUAUCCUGCUCAGUUCAUCAUGUCUGCAAAGCCAAUUCUCACAACUUUCUUUAUGCAAUCUAAUAGAAACCAGUCAAUGGUUCACUGUAUUCUUAAAACUGAUUAGCAAUUUCUUUCCCCAUUCGAAGACAAAAGUGUAAUGUUAACCAAACAUCCUUUCAUUUCAUUCCACUCUGACCUACUCGAACAUACCCAACAAGAUUUCUAAAAUAAGCUAUUUUAUGUUAUUUGGCAUCCCCAUUUCCAUGCUUGCUUAACCACCAGAAAGAAAUAUUUAGAUGUGGUAUAUAUAAAGUGCAUAUUAUGCACCAUACAGAAAUUAUUUUUUGUACAAAAGCACAGUAAUACCAAAUAUAUUUAGUUAUACAAAAUGUCUUAAUCACAUUAUAAAAUACAGUUAAUUAUCUACAUAAACCAAGUUCAUAGCUACACGACAAAGACUGUUGCCAAACCAAAUUUGCUUUGCACACUUUAACUUGUGAUCUUACCAUGUAUCACACAAGCAAGGCCACUAAUUAGUGAGGGAAAGCCACUCGCUCACUCUCACUAAAGGUUUAUGGCUUUCCAUGCUACUAGAGGGAGCCGUUUAGAAAUUCCCACUGAUAUCCAUCUUAGCAAUAUGCUGAACUACACAAAAAGUUUGCAGAGUAAAAAACUAAAUGUGAUAUACCAUCUUAAAGUUUAAUGCAAUGCAGUUUUGCACUGUGAAAAUGUAUUAAUUUGCUUAAUCCACGUCAAAGCAUUGAACUACGUGAUCCACAUCUGUGGUUUUGACAGCAGAACGUUUAGCCAUUGAACACACCCUGAUCUAAACCGCUACAUUGUAAUGUAAUAGUGAAUUAUGUAGAGAUAGAUGAGCAUCUGAUGAGACCAUCAACAAGGACAAAGAGUCCAUUCGAAAUCUGAAUUUAAAUAUAUGAGCGAUGAAUAUCGGUUUUAACUCUCGACUAUAACCUCAACUAAUAAAACAGUUUUCCGCUUUCAUUCAAAACUGAAUUAGUUUUUCCUCUUGGAUUAGUAUUAUUUAUUUUAUACAUAACAGUAUAUACAUGGCAUGGCUUGUACAGCUUUCAUCUGCUUAGUUUCAUGAAGAAAACAUCCAACGGAGGCUUCUUAAAAACAAAAAUGGAAAAAGGGUGCUAUCGGUGAAGUAGAUGGUGGAGUCAUAUUUCACCUUAAAAUGCAUAUUUGAAGACCAUUUAUAGGACCCGCAUUAUUUUGGAUAUUAUUGUGAUGACAGAUAUGUCUCAUUACCAUACUGCAAAUAUCUAAUUCUCUUUACUAGAAUAUUAAUUAAAUCUAUUAAAAAUCUAUUUAAAAAGUACAUUUAUUUUGCAUUUAAAAUUUGCCUUUGUUUUUAAAUCGGUUUAAAUUAGUAAGUAAAUUAUCGUAAAACAAUUAUAUAUUACAGCAAUGUAUCAUCACUGAGAAAAAUGGAAAUUACAAACAUACAAACAUUUGUGGGGGAAAAUGUUCUUAAGAGUCCUAAAAUUGGCUUCCUUUUCUUUAAGCAAAAUAUAAUAUCUUGUUUCAUUCUAAAAUCAAAAGAAAAUAUGUUUUUGUGAGAUUUGCACCAACCAGCCAAUGAAACAAUACUCCACAGUCAUAGAUGUAAAUUCCUUCACAACUCAAAUCUAUAUACAAAGUCAACAAUAACGGUGAAACAUGUCAAAGAAACCACAAACAAAAAGCCAUUUAGUUCAUAUAGACAAAGCU